AUGCCGUCUAUGAAACCCCAUGUUGAGGACAUCGAAGAUGAUUACGCCGCAGAGGAAGAAAACAAGCUCAUCAACGAGGUUUUUAUGGAUGGAACCGCUCAAACGCGUUCUUCUAGGAAAAAGAAUGCACCUUAUCUCUACGACUUGGUGAUCACGCACGCCUUGGACUGGCCUAGCCUGACCUGCCAAUGGUUCCCCGACAAAGAACAAAACCCCAACAAACCUUACACAACCCACCGCCUCCUCCUCGGGACACACACCUCCGGCCAAGCGCAAGACUACCUCCAAAUCGCCACCGUCCAAAUCCCCAAACGCUCCAACCCAGCCACAGGCGCCGACGCCCUCUCCCGCACCGACUACGACGACGAGCGCGGCGAGCUCGGCGGACACACCCUCCCGUCCUCCCCGCGCAUCCAGAUCGUCCAACGCAUCAACCACGAUGGCGAGGUCAAUCGCGCGCGGUACAUGCCCCAGAACCCGGACUUGAUUGCGACCAAGGCGGUGACGGGGGAGGUUUUGGUGUUUGAUCGUACGAAGCAUUCGAGUGAGCCGGAGAGAGGUGGGGUGUGUAAGCCUGAUAUUAGGUUGGUGGGACAGAGUAGGGAGGGGUAUGGUCUUGCGUGGAAUCCUAAUAAGAAGGGGCAUGUGCUUGGUGGGUCGGAAGAUAUGACGAUUUGCCAUUGGGAUAUCAACUCGUAUACCAAGGCGAAGACGACGAUCGAGCCUACUACCAUUUUCCGCGGACACACCUCUGUCGUUGGAGACGUCGACUGGCACAGAAGUCAGGAAAACGUAUUCGCCAGUGUUGGAGACGACAAACUCCUCAUGCUCUGGGACACACGAUCCUCUUCAAAACCUCAAUAUGAAGUCCAAGCCCACGACUCUGAAAUCCUCGCACUCUCGUUCAGCCCAGCAACUGACCACCUGCUCAUCACCGGUGGCGCGGACAAGACUGUGGUCCUUCACGAUAUUCGAGCCCCGAGCAAGAAACUGCACGUCUUCGAAUCACACACGGACGAAAUCCUCCAUCUCGCCUGGUCCCCUCACAACCCCACCAUCUUCGCGUCCGCUUCUGGCGAUCGACGAAUCAAUAUCUGGGAUUUGGCGCUCAUUGGGCAAGAGCAGACACCUGAUGAUCAGGAGGAUGGACCGCCAGAGUUGCUGUUUGUUCACGGAGGCCACACUUCUCGCCCGACGGACUUUUGCUGGGCCCCAGGCGAAGCGGAGAACUGGACCGCUGCGAGCGUUUCAGAAGAUAACGUGGUCAUGGUUUGGCAGCCUACUAUGCGUGUGUGGGCGGGUGAUGAAGUCAAGGUGGAUGAGAAAGAAUUGGAGGGUGAUGCGAUGGAGGGUGUUGAGACCACUGUUGGUGCUGGAGGUUCGGGAAGUGGGGGUGCGGCAGCUUAA
Molecule: messenger RNA, 1407 nt
Organism: Coprinopsis cinerea okayama7#130
Lineage: Eukaryota; Fungi; Basidiomycota; Agaricomycetes; Agaricales; Psathyrellaceae
Product: histone acetyltransferase type B subunit 2
Exons: 8
Coding region: 1-1407 (468 amino acids)
Biological process (GO): regulation of gene expression
Cellular component (GO): Rpd3L-Expanded complex; Rpd3L complex; cytoplasm
Molecular function (GO): histone binding
Source: RefSeq, a predicted model, not a curated record